AUGUUCUAUUGCAUCUCACAAAUUCUCCUCUCUCUUCUGAUCGCCGUCGUUUUUGUUGUCGUUGUGUUGGCCGCCCUCGGCAAAUCACUUGGAUUUCGAGAGAAAUUUGUCGAUUGUCUUGUAAAUCUUUUUGAGUGGGCCGCCACUCAAGAGCAUAGCGUCGGGUAUGGACGGUUGGAUUAUGAAUGUGACGAAAGUUCAUCGGAGGGUUAUGAAGAAAAUGACGCCAGUGAAGAAAUGUCUGACAGAGACCUUUUACUAAACAGUAAAGGAAAUGAUCGCUCUAAAGCAACAAGAGUACCACGACGAUCACCUGUACGAGCCGCAAAAUUACCACACCAAAGACGGGACUCAUCUAAUUCGAGUGGUAUAAUAAAACGUGAGAAAACGAAAAGUAUCGAGAGUAAAUUAAGCAAUUUGGGUGAUAUCGAAAAAACAAGUAUUGUUGGAGUGAUUGUAGAUGAUACUUUCGACUUCAUCACGGCAGGAAUCGAGUCGAUAAUUGAAGACCAAGUAACAAGUCGUUUCAAGGCUGAAGAAUUAGCCUCAUGGAACUUGUUGACCAGAACAAGCUAUGGCUAUCAGCAUAUUAAUGGAAAAAUGACAGCACUGUGGGUGAUUGGCUUCUUUAUCCGUUACUUAAUAUUGGUACCAAUUCGAAUGGUUCUCUUUAUGGUUGGCCUAUCAUCAAUGAUCAUUAUUACUGCACUACUCGGCUACAUACCGGAUAAGAGAGAGAAUCGCGCAAAACAGGGUGGUAUAUGCGUUGCAAAUCAUACAUCCCCAAUCGAUGUGAUGAUCCUAAGUUGUGAUAAUUGCUAUGCUAUGGUUGGACAGCGGCAACCUGGAUUUUUGGGAUUUCUGCAAACAACAGUAAACCGUUCCAGCGACCACAUAUGGUUUGAACGCAGUGAGGCUACCGAUCGGAAACAAGUUUCAAAACGGUUACAAGAACACGCUGAUGAUGUGAAUAAACUGCCAAUGAUAAUAUUCCCAGAGGGUACUUGCAUCAAUAACACCUCCGUGAUGAUGUUCAAAAAAGGCUCUUUUGAAAUAGCGAGUACGAUUUAUCCGAUAGCAAUGAAAUACGACUCGCGUUUGGGUGAUGCUUUUUGGAACAGUAGUGAGCAGUCGUACGGCGAGUAUCUGUUCCGUAUGAUGACCUCAUGGGCGAUCAUUUGUGAUGUCUGGUAUUUACCAGCAAUGAGCAGAAACGAAGGAGAAGAUGCCGUUGCAUUUGCAAGACGUGUGAAGCGCGCAAUCGCCCAGAAAGGUGGUCUCGUCGAUUUGGAAUGGGACGGAGGCCUCAAACGUGCUAAGGUGCCACCAAAACUGAUCGCGCAGCACCAGAAAAUGUAUUGGGAACGUUUGUCAAGAAAAACUUCCAUCAAUGCUGAAACUUUGGAGGAGGCAGCUAAACUAACAGCAGACAUAAUCGCAAAUGAGACUCUUCGAGAGGCAUUAAAAGAAGAGGAAGAAGUGAUGAAGCAUGGAAAAGAACAAGUUGAAGAUCGUGAGCAACGUGUUCGAUUGCGUAAAACACCAGAAAUGGUAAACAACACCGAAAAAGAUUUUAGUGCCGAAGAUUUCUGCGAUAAAUUUGCAAUAAACGAAAACGACUUGAAGCAGUGUUCGACUUCAACGAUCGAAAAAGUUCAAUAA
Messenger RNA from Anisakis simplex (herring worm), 1662 nucleotides. The record is from the annotation of a GenBank genome assembly. NCBI's taxonomy places the organism in Eukaryota, Metazoa, Nematoda, Chromadorea, Rhabditida, Anisakidae.